AUGUCUCAAGUGUCUUGACACUCCAUUAUCCACUCCACUUCCUCGUCCCACUCUCAAAAAAAGCUGAAGAACACAAAGAUAUGUCUGAAGGAGGAAUUCCAAAGAGUGGAGUUUCGGCCAUGUCGGAGAAUCCUACUCCGCCACUUGUCUUCCAGGGCAGACGGAGGAGAAACAUAUUUUCUAUGGUUUCUGCGAUUUUAGCUUCCAUGGUUUCUAUUUUACUAGGCUAUGAUACUGGUGUGAUGAGCGGAGCCUCAAUUUUCAUCAAAGAUGAUCUAAAGAUAACCGACACCCAAAUCGAAAUUCUAGUAGGAAUCAUCAACAUCUGUUCCCUACUAGGCUCCGCCGUCGCCGGAAGAAUCUCCGACUGGAUCGGUCGUCGAUAUACCAUCGUCUUUGCUUCUGUCAUCUUCUUUGUCGGAGCUAUACUUAUGGGUCUUGCACCAAACUUCGCAUGGCUCAUGGUGGGUAGAAUAGUCGCCGGUGUCGGCGUCGGUUUCGCUCUCAUGAUCGCUCCGGUGUAUACUGCAGAGAUCUCUCCGGCGAUGUCUCGAGGCUUUUUAACAUCGUUCCCUGAAGUCUUUAUCAACACCGGAGUCCUACUUGGCUACAUCUCCAACAUCUCUUUCUCUCAGCUACCCGAGCAUCUCAGCUGGCGACUCAUGCUUGGAGCUGGUGGGAUACCUUCGGCGAUGUUAGCAUUCGGGAUACUCAUUAUGCCCGAGUCACCUCGUUGGCUUGUUAUGCAGGGUCGACUCGGUGAAGCUAGAAAGGUACUCAACAAGACAUGUGAUUCAAACGAGGAAGCCGAGUUAAGACUCGCCGACAUCAAAUCGGCAGUUGGAAUACCGGAAAAUUGCGUCGACGACGUCGUAAGUGUACCCAAACGUAGUCACGGCGAAGGGGUAUGGAAGGAGCUCCUAAUCCGACCGACACCUUCCGUUCGUCGUGUCUUAAUCGCAGCCGUCGGUAUACACCUGUUCCAGCAAGCGUCGGGCAUAGAUGCUGUGGUGUUGUACAGCCCACGGAUAUUUGAGAAGGCCGGGAUCAAGAAGAAAUCAUAUCGUCUGGGAGCAACGGUGGCUGUUGGAUUCAGUAAGACAAUUUUCAUCUUGGUGGCUACUUUUCUAUUGGACAGGAUCGGACGGCGGCCGCUGCUUCUUGGAAGCACUGGAGGUAUGAUCGUGUGUUUGAUUGGACUAGCAUCAGGAUUAACGGUGGUUGAUCACUCGGAGAAGAAGCUAAUGUGGGCCAUAGUUCUAUGUGUGGUUAUGACGUUGACUUUCGUAGCUUCGUUCUCGAUAGGGUUGGGGCCCAUUCCUUGGGUGUAUAGUUCGGAGAUAUUCCCAUUGAGACUGCGGGCCCAGGGUGUGAGUAUAGGAGUGGCAGUGAACCGGGUGAUGAGUGGGGUUAUUGGAAUGACUUUUUUGUCCCUGUACAAGGCCAUCACCAUCGAACGGACCUUUUUUAUGUUCGCGGGGAUAACCGGACUAGCGUGGACGUUCUUCUACACGUUCCUCCCGGAGACGCAGGGGAAAACCUUAGAAGAGAUGGAAGGAUUGUUUAGUACAAGUAGGUUUAAGUGGAAAUCAUCCAUGAAGAAGGAUAAUGACGACGUUGUAGAAAACCAAAAUGGUCGGGUCUAGUUGGGUUUACAUUCAAGUAAACCUAGGGAGGAAGGUGACUAUAGUGUAAUAUAGAAUCCGUUUGGUUGCGCAGGGCUGGGGGACAUUAAAAGAGGGGGAAAUGAAAAUUUCACACUUAAAAUAGUAAUUUUCAUAAUCAUUACCUCCAUUGUUGUAUCAGUAAUUAAUCCAAAUUAUUCUAUAUUUUGCAAUUAAAUUUCGUUGUACUUUACUCUUUCGUAGUUUAUAUAAGGGAAAAGGUUGGGUAUGCCGUCCGUCGAUAUCAAGUAUGUUAGCAUCCA
Messenger RNA from Macadamia integrifolia, 1927 nucleotides. RefSeq names its product polyol transporter 5-like. Gene Ontology annotation, biological process: transmembrane transport. NCBI's taxonomy places the organism in Eukaryota, Viridiplantae, Streptophyta, Magnoliopsida, Proteales, Proteaceae. Gene Ontology annotation, molecular function: carbohydrate:proton symporter activity. The coding region runs from base 81 to 1646 and encodes 521 amino acids. The transcript is spliced from 2 exons. Gene Ontology annotation, cellular component: membrane. The record is from RefSeq and is a predicted model, not a curated record.